Condylura cristata (star-nosed mole) is the source of this 1304-nucleotide messenger RNA. It is a transcript of the gene SLC38A8, whose product is annotated as solute carrier family 38, member 8. NCBI's taxonomy places the organism in Eukaryota, Metazoa, Chordata, Mammalia, Eulipotyphla, Talpidae. The transcript is spliced from 10 exons. Gene Ontology annotation, molecular function: amino acid transmembrane transporter activity. Gene Ontology annotation, biological process: amino acid transmembrane transport. The record is from RefSeq and is a predicted model, not a curated record. The coding region runs from base 1 to 1299 and encodes 432 amino acids.
AUGGAGGGCGGAAGCCCACACAGCAGAGGCCUUUCGAUAAAGCAGGGCCCUGUGGCCCCCAGCCCCGGCCUGUCCUCACUGGGCGCCAGCUUCAUUCUCCUGAAAUCCGCGCUGGGGGCCGGCCUGCUCAACUUCCCCUGGGCCUUCCACAAGGCAGGAGGCGUGGCCCCUGCCCUCCUGGUGGAGCUGGUCUCCUUGGUCUUUCUGAUCAGUGGACUGGUCAUCCUGGGCUACGCAGCCUCUGUCAGCGGCCAGGCCACCUACCAGAGUGUGGUGGGAGAACUGUGUGGCCCCACCAUCGGGAAACUGUGCGAGGUCUGCUUCAGUGUCAAUCUGCUCAUGAUCUCCGUGGCCUUCCUCAGGGUGAUUGGGGACCAGCUGGAGAAGUUGUGUGAAUUCCUCCUGCCCAGCUCCCCGCAGCCCUGGUAUGCAGACCAGCACUUCACCCUGACCCUGCUCUCUGUGCUGGUCAUCCUGCCCCUGUCGGCCCCAAGGGAAAUCGGCUUCCAGAAGUACACAAGCAUCCUAGGCACGUUGGCUGCCUGCUACCUGACCCUGGUCAUCGUGGUGCAGCACUACACGGGACCCCAGGCGCUUGCUCGGGAGCCCCGCGCUGCACUCAGCGCUUCCUCCUGGACCUCUGUGUUCAGCGUCUUCCCCACCAUCUGCUUCGGAUUCCAGUGCCAUGAGGCUGCUGUGUCCGUCUACUGCAGCAUGCGCAACCAGGGCCUGGCUCACUGGGCGCUCGUCUCCGUCACGUCCUUGCUGACCUGCUGCCUCGUCUACUCGCUCACAGGGGUUUAUGGCUUCCUGACCUUCGGGACUGAAGUUUCUGCUGAUAUCUUGAUGUCCUACCCGGGCAACGACGUGGUCAUCGUGGUCGCCCGGGUCUUCUUCGCCAUCUCCAUUGUGACCGUCUACCCCAUUGUGCUCUUCCUGGGGAGGUCGGUGAUGCAGGAUUUCUGGCAGAGGAGCUGCUGGCUGGCGCGUGUGCCCCAGGCCCUGGCUGACCCCUCGGGGCCAUGGGUUCGCAUGCCACUCACCAUCCUGUGGGUCACCGUGACGCUCGCCAUGGCCCUGUUCCUGCCGGACCUCAGCGAGAUCAUCGGCAUCAUUGGCGGCAUCAGCUCCUUCUUCAUCUUCAUCUUCCCAGGUCUGUGCCUCAUUUGUGCCAUGGGCCUCGAGCCUGUCAGACCGAGAGUCAGGUGCUGCCUGGAGGGCUGGGGAGUGGUCUCCGUGCUGAUGGGCACCUUCAUCUUUGGGCAGAGCACGGUGGCGGCCAUCUGGGAGCUCUUCUGAGGGUU